Messenger RNA from Schistosoma mattheei, 5280 nucleotides. NCBI's taxonomy places the organism in Eukaryota, Metazoa, Platyhelminthes, Trematoda, Strigeidida, Schistosomatidae. The record is from the annotation of a GenBank genome assembly.
AUGGAUCAAGUUCAUGAGCCACUUUUAAAACAGUGUAUUGCUUCGCUUACUUUAAAUAACAAUAUACUUAAACAGAACCCUUGUGAUAAUUUUUGCUUGCUAAAGAAUGAUACAAGCUCUAACCAACAAGCAGCCAAAACUGUGUCCCUAGUGCUAACACGUCUUACUAAUUCAGUCAGCACAUACGUUCAUGUUCUUCGCUGUAAUGUUUGCGAUUACUUGACUCUGAAUCCUACCUCACUGAAGGAACAUUUUCGUUUACGACACCCAAGUUCUCUGGGAUUUCUCACCUAUACUUGUUCCCAAUGUUCAAGCAUGUCAACGGAGCGGUCCCUGAUGGAGGAGCACUUGAGAAUAUAUCAUAAAAUAACCGAAAACCCAGCUGCGAAACUUAUUGAAAGGUUUCAUACUCCAACAACAGCAUCUGAUGCGCUCGGUUUUAAUUGCAUCUCACCCUCUACUACGUCUGGAAGCACGCUUCCUCUCAGUCUGACAAAUUCCAAUGCAGCUAUUGCACAAAAUAGUCUUGCUCUAAAUCUCGUUAAUGCAAUAGUGGCCUUACAGCAUGCCAACAAGACUCAUUCGCAACAGGCGACAGUAAGUACUGCCUCCUCAUCAUGUACCACUUGUACAGUUUCUACUGUUUCCCCAACAAAAAACACAAUUAUUACUCCCACAGCUGAAAACAUAGAAAAUGCAGAGCCGGAUACUAAUUUGGAUAUGCAGAUAUUCCAAGACGGAUCCGUCACGGUUGAAGCCCAGACGUCUGCUUCAGGAAGCCCAGCAUUUGCCAUCAGCGGGUCUCGUCGCAGAAAGGCAACUACUCCCGGACGCAUCUGUCUGUCAGCAUCAAAGUCUACGAAUAGCUCUUCAUCACCCGAAGAGGGUGAUGUGAGUACAUGCAAGACAAAUCAAUCAGUAACCAAUUCUAUAAAAAAUGAAACUGCGAAUACUAACUUUUCGCCGGGAGCAAAACGUGGUUUUUUAUCCGGUUUAGAUGAAGUUGACGGACAGAUAAAAGAUGACAGUGUUGGUUCACCAAAGUCUAAACGAAUAUGUAAAGAUGUAGACAAUACAGGAACAGAUACAAAUAUCACAAAAUGUGUCUCUUUCUCAAACAUCACACCAUUUUGCUUACCUAUUGGAAAUUCACUAGCCGACAACAAGCAGUCCUUUCUUUGGACAACUGAUCCAUUGUCUAGUCUACCUGAAAACGUUAUUUGUGGUCUGUCCACAACAAUCAUGAAUAAUCCGCAAACAUCAACAUUGAGUAAUUCUGGAGAUAAUUCAAUGACAACAAGCACAGGACAUCAUACUGAAUUACAGACAACACAAAAUCAUCCAUCUGCAUGGGUUUUAGCCAAUCCAUCUGGUAAUUUAUCAUGUAAUUUGACCCAGCAAGCAGAAUUAACCGCACUACAACCUACUUUAUUUGUGCCUGUACCAACCCUUGGUGAUUCAUCUGUGACUCCAGCUCUAAAAGUCCCGCAGUCAUUGGAUACGUCGACAACUAACCCUUUGGCAAACUGUGCUGGAAUUUUACGUUAUCCUGAUAUAAUUGAGGCUUUAAAAUCUAUGGCUGCCAGUGGAAAUCUAAUAUCGGCCAUUAACGUACCAUCUUCAUCAUAUUCGACAAAUAUCCAAACACAAACAAACAAUUCAUCAAAUUGUAACGAUAACAUUGAACGCUUACAGUCGGCUUCACAGAUAAGCUCACCUAACCUAUCUAGUUCAAAUAAUCUUGCAGCCUUAGUGGCUCAUCUGACUGCAUCAAGUAAUUCAAGAACAAUUCCACAAUCAGUUACAACAAAUAUUCCAAAUACAACCUGUGGUAUUACAUCUACUGAUAAUAAUACAGCUGAUACCUUGCCUUUUAGUACAAAAUCUACUUCUGAAAGUUCAAAUAUUUCAAAUUUUAAUACAUUAGUUUCUCCUACACCAUUAUACACCAAGGUUGAUCAAAUAGAUUCAGAUGGAACUUCACUAGUUCCUGGAUUAACAUCUGUGAAUAACAUUGGAACCAAUGAAGAUAUCAAUUUUCCUUCAAAUGAUCAAGCUCUAGAUAUGUCUGUACGAUCUAUAAGCAUACCAUCAGAACAUUCUCACUCAUUUACACAAACAUCAAAUAUAACAAAAUCAGAUACAAAGAAUCUUAACUUACUUACAGGAAUAAAUAUAAGCGAUUCAACAUGUAAGGAAACACUUGAGCAGCCUACAUUUAAUGUCGUUAAUAAUGUUGCUGAAGUAAUAAAUGCAGCAAUUAAAGGUGGUUUAAAACAACGUUUAAUUCAAUCUAUUGAAGUCCCAGUAUCAAGUUUAUUUCCAAAUCCAGCUCAGUGUUUAACUGCUCUUGCCAAUACAAUAUCUACCUUACCAACAAUGAAUGAGACAGUUGUUAGUUCAGAUAAUCCAUCUGAUAAGCGAAAUCAAAAUAUAAGUUGUCAAAAUGAAUCUUAUAUCAAUACUAUUAACAUUAAAAAGGAAUUAAUGAAUUCUACCAUGACAAAUAGUCUUCCAAAUGCUGAACCGACAACUCUGACAUCUGGUGAUAAUAAACUUAUUGAUUCUAUCAAUAAGUCUGCUCAGAACAAUAAUUCAACCAAUACACUGAUAAAUUUAUCUCCUACCUCUUCUCAUAUUGUUAGCUUAGCUCAGUUGCAAGCUAUUAUGGCUGCUCUGGCUAAUGCAUCAUCUGUCUCAAUAUCACUGCCAGUUAAUUCGACAGCAUCAACCUCUUCUUUGUCUUUAGCACCAACAUGUUCAGCUACUGUAUCAUCACUGAAUUCUUCAAACCCGUCAAUUCAACAACUAAUAAACCCUUCAACUCCCUCAAUACCAUCAUCUGGAACUAAUGUAUUAAUAAAUACUUCCGGCUCAAGCUUAAAUGUGGCUGGGUCAGUAACUACCUCCGAGGCUGGAAAUACUUCAUUAAUUCCUGGUUUAAAUAAUUUAACUAGUGUAUGCGGUUUUACUCUAACUGGACAAUCUGGUUUCGUAAACAACAACAUUACGACGUAUAAUCCAUCAAUGUCAACAAAUUUCGGAACAAUUAAUUCCAAUAUCAAAGGGAUUACCGUACCUUCGGGUGAAUGUAUUCUCUCUGGUAAUUUAGCCAAUUUAAAUAUUAACAAUAAUAGUAAUUCUGCACAACUAGGUCAUACUGUUGUUGGGAAUCCAGCAUUGAUUAAUUUUAUUUCAGCAAAUAAAUCUCCUGUACAAUCAAGUGUUACAUUAAAUUCGACAAAUGCAACACGUUUAUUAACCAAUUUAGCAACAUCUACAGCUGGGACUAAUUUAUUAUCUUUGGCAAACAAUGGAACUAUCGGUAAUAACACAAAUAUAUGUGGAAGUACUUUACUAGGAGCAACUAAUAUACCUAGUGGCGCAAUUAGUCUAUUAGAUCCACAUCAGGCGUUAUUUGCUGCAGCAGCAGCGGCAGCUGCUCAAAAUAUCCAGAAACCAGGUGUAAACAAUGCUAUAAAUCAAAUAGCUUUGGCUAAUCUAAAAUUAUCUAAUACUAAUGGAAGACAUAUAGGAGCAACUGCUCCAGUAAUCGGUCUUUUAGAUCCAAGAACUGGUCUUCAAUUACGUGUCGCAGACACGUCAACAACAACUUCUGCUAUUCUUACAUCUUCUAAUCUGACUGAUUGUCUUAACAAUAAUUAUUCACAUUCAUCAGAUAAUGAACAAACUGAAACACAAAUUAACGAAUCAAGUCGAAUGACAACUAAUGAGACAGAUUUAAACCAAACGAAUGAACUUGAAACAGGUUCAAAUUAUGAAGAUCAAAUAGACGAAGAAUGGGAACCUGAACAAGAUGAAACAUGCUCAAUCCAAAGUAAUGCACAACAAUUAUGUUUAAAGAGAAAUAAAAUUUGUGAUAAAACAAGUGGAGAUUCAGAAUCACCGUGUAAAAAUGAUCAAUCAAAUGAUCUCAUCCUUACAAAUGAUAUUCAAUCUAAUUUGCUACUCGGGUCGAGUAAUAAACGCUCUUCAAGUUCAGCUAGAAUAAGUGGUGGAAAUUCAUCUAAUAAUCGACGCAGUCUAUCAUCAUCAUUUAAUGAUUCAAGCAAUCAGCAACAACUUCGUCCGCAUCGUCAGAAUUUUACCCCUACUCAAAAUCGUAUAUUAACUGAAUGGUAUCAGUUGCAUCAAGCGAAACCAUAUCCAUCCACUGAUGAUACCAAAGAAUUGGCAAAUAUAUCUGGUUUAAGUUAUUCUCAGGUGAAAAAAUGGUUUGCCAAUAAACGUGCACGUUCUACAUCUAGUGGUUUACCAAAACCUACACCACCACUUGCACCGGAUUCUUCAACAGAUCCUUCAGCUACAGCUGCUCUUGUUGCCGCUGCUGUAGCUGCUGCAACGUCAGCUGUUGCAGAUGUUAAUAAUAUGAUGACAUCGACUUCUACAAGUCCAUUGAAUGUUUCCUCCUCGUCAUCGUCAUCUAACUGUUCUACUAUUAUAUCUAAUAUUAAUAAUAAUGAUACGUCAUUGUCUAUUCAACCAUUUUUAUUAAGAUCAAAAUCUGUAUCAUUUUCAACACAGUCAUAUACUGAUUUAAAUUUUCUUAAAACUGAAAAUGAUAAACAAACAGAAUUUGUAUCUAAUCUUAUUUCGUCUCAUUUACAAAUGAAUGAAGAAAAUAUUCAGUCAGGAUUGUCAUUACAACCGAGUAAUAAUAAUAAUGUAACUGGCAAUGAUGAUAAUUCAGUACAAAUAACAAAAAAGGACAACCAAGAUUUAAUACAAAUCACAGUUGAUAAUCCAUCAACUAGUGAUGAUAUACGUGUAAAUGAUAAUGAUUCUAUGAUUGAUAUGACAACUACUUCAUGUGAUCCCAUUUAUUAUUCUGUUUCAUCACCACCUACUUUACAUGUUCACAUUAAUAAUCGAUUAAGUUCUCCAACUAAUCAUUUAAAUACACUAUCAUCAGUCUCCUCUUCCUCCUCGUUAUCAUUAUCGUCUUCAUCGGAUGAAGAAUAUCACAAACAUGACAAAAUGGACAAUAAUAAAACAACAUUGAAAGAGAAAAAAUUUAAAGUUAAAACGAAAUUGCCUACAUAUGAUAAUGAUUCCAUAUUAAUAAUUUCUGAAGAAACUGAAAAUAAUAGUGAUAAUAACAAUAAUAAUACUUCUCUAAACUGUUCUCCAUUAGAAGCAAUAAAAAAUAUAAAUAUGAAUUGUACUAAUGUGUCUACUACUGAUGUAAGUACCUCUAAUAGCAGUGUAUACAGUAGUAAUAAUGUAAAAAGUGAAUCACUCACAUUGGAGAUCAGUUAA